This is a messenger RNA of Dimorphilus gyrociliatus, 1445 nucleotides long. The record is from the annotation of a GenBank genome assembly. Lineage: Eukaryota; Metazoa; Annelida; Polychaeta; Dinophilidae.
AAUAUACGAAAGAUAUCACAUGAGAGUGAAUUAGUCGUUCGUGAGGUUGGCGGCUGUGAACAAGAAUACAAGAAUAAUUUUGGAUCUGGUAGGGCUUUUUUUGCACCAAUCGCCGGAUAUGAGACUGUUCUAAUAAAAAAAUAAUUUUAAAACAAGCUUUCAACAUGGAUCCAACCAUCCCCUGUAAGAUAUGUUCAGAUAAAUCGGCUGGUGUCCACUAUGGGGUCGCUUCGUGCGAAGCUUGCAAGAGUUUCUUUAAACGGUGUAACCAGAAACCUCCUGAAGGCAACAAGUGCCGUAAACCUGGAUAUUGCACAAUUGUUCCAGCUCGUCGAAAUAAUUGUGCUGAAUGUAGAUAUAUAAAAUGUCUUGCCGUUGGUAUGUCAAUAAACAAUAUUAAAACUGGACGAUACUCGGCUAAACAAUUGGAGGAAAGCAGAAGAGAAGUUGAGAAAUUGCAAAGACAGAGAGAAUUAGAGAAAAAUGGAUUUUAUGCUAAUCACACGCUAAAAAACGAAGAUAUAGAAAAAAUUGUUAAAACUUUAGUGGAAAAAAGAUCUGUAAUCAAAAAAACCUUUAAUCCACAACUUGAAAGAUUUGCAAUACCAUUCAAAGUCAACAGGCAAAACCAUCAUAGACCUAUGAGGGAGCGUCUUACAGCUUCUUGGAAGUUUAGAAAACCAGAAGUUUUCAAAACUAUUGUAUUCCAAGUAACACAAGAUAUACCUGGAUUUUCAUCUUUAACGCAAGAGGAUCAGAAUGAACUUAUUAAGGUCAACAGGGUAGACUUUCGUAUGAUUUACAGCCUAGUAAAAGUUGAAGAUAGUGGAAAAUAUCUCUUAUUUAACGAUAAGAUUGUAUGCGCUGUAGAGGAUGUUAGAAAAACUGAACAUUUAAGUGAAGAAGUAGUUGAAAGAAUUAGAAACGUUAGGAAAAAACUCGACGCAUUACAACUUACUGAUGAGGAAAGAGUUGUGCUCAGUGGUCUCACAUUAACCCAUACAGACCGUUCAAUGAAAGUUGAAGAUAGAGUAAGCAUCGAAAAGAUACAAAACACAUUGUUACAAUGUCUAGAAUAUUGUGUGGGGAAACAGUAUGACAGUACACAGAAAGGUAAAAGAGUAGCGAAAUUAUUAACUGUUUUAGCAGACUUGAGAACUUGUUCGGAUGAUCUCAUUCAAUCAAAACAUAAUCUACUCUUCAAAUAUCCAGAUGUAGAUUUUCCUCCUAGUAUACGGGAAAUGUGGUAUAGUGAUCUGCAGGAAGCAUAUGAUAUGGACAAGAUAAGAUCUGAAUUACAAAAUAUAGAUUUAGACUUUGUAUCCGAAAAUUCAUCACCAGAAAUGAGCACCGCAAGUGAUUUGAUAGAUCUAGGACCAGACCUUGAAACUUUUCUUUUUGAUACUACUAUUUUCCCAGAUGAUAUAGAUACUGUGUUUAAAUAA